This is a messenger RNA of Ricinus communis (castor bean), 1646 nucleotides long. RefSeq names its product cysteine synthase. Gene Ontology annotation, biological process: double fertilization forming a zygote and endosperm; pollen tube growth. Lineage: Eukaryota; Viridiplantae; Streptophyta; Magnoliopsida; Malpighiales; Euphorbiaceae. The transcript is spliced from 10 exons. Bases 169 to 1395 code for a protein of 408 amino acids. Gene Ontology annotation, cellular component: cytoplasm. Gene Ontology annotation, molecular function: cysteine synthase activity. The record is from RefSeq and is a predicted model, not a curated record.
AACCGAAACCGGCCUGCAAUUAACCGAAACUGACAGUCCCAAAGAGUACGAUUCUAUAGUCUUUAAACCAUAAUACGAUACCAUAAAGGGAAAAUUAACCAGUCCUUUGGACCUUCUUCUUUAUUUCGUUAUCUGCACAGAGAUCUCUAAACCCAGGCAAAAGUAAAAAUGGCAACCUCUUCUUCUUCUUAUUCUCUCCUAACGAAUCCGUUGACUUCUGCAUUCAUCAAAACCACCCACAAAAGGCUAGGCCUUUUCUUUCACUCUUCAUCUUCAUCGUCAUCACAGCCUCUCCUCAAUCAUUGCCCGGUAGGUUCCGCCACUUCUGUCAGGUACACCAAGAGGAAUUUUUCUGCUGCUGCUUCUUCUGCUUCUUCUCCUUCGGUGGUGUGCAAAGCAGUGCCUGCUAAUCCUCAGACUGAAGUUGAAGGUCUUAACAUUGCUGAGGAUGUCACUCAGCUUAUUGGGAAAACACCUAUGGUCUACCUAAAUAACAUUGUAAAGGGGUCUGUAGCAAACAUAGCUGCGAAGCUUGAGAUCAUGGAACCAUGUUGCAGUGUCAAAGACAGGAUAGGUUUUAGUAUGAUUGAUGAUGCUGAGAAAAGAGGAGCUAUAACACCUGGAAAGAGUGUUCUUGUGGAACCUACAAGUGGAAACACAGGCAUUGGUCUUGCAUUUAUAGCUGCUUCAAAAGGAUAUAAACUCAUCUUAACUAUGCCAGCAUCAAUGAGUAUGGAAAGAAGGGUUCUCUUAAAAGCAUUUGGAGCUGAGCUUGUUUUAACUGAUUCAGCAAAGGGCAUGAAGGGAGCAGUACAGAAAGCUGAGGAAAUUUUGAAAAGCACACCUAAUGCUUAUAUGCUUCAACAAUUUGAUAAUCCUGCAAAUCCUAAGGUACAUUAUGAGACAACUGGACCAGAAAUCUGGGAAGAUACAAGAGGGAAGGUGGAUAUCUUUGUUGGAGGUAUUGGAACUGGUGGUACCAUUUCUGGAGUUGGUAGGUACCUGAAGGAAAAGAACCCCAACAUUAAGGUCAUUGGUGUAGAGCCUACAGAAAGCAAUAUACUUUCAGGUGGACAGCCUGGUCCUCACAAGAUUCAAGGGAUUGGAGCUGGUUUUGUGCCUAGGAAUUUGGAUCAAGAUGUGGUUGAUGAAGUUGUACAGAUAUCCAGUGAUGAAGCUGUUGAAACUGCAAAGCAAUUAGCAUUACAGGAAGGCUUAUUGGUUGGCAUAUCUUCUGGUGCUGCUGCUGCUGCUGCAAUGAAGGUUGGAAAGAGACCAGAAAAUGCUGGAAAGCUGAUUGCAGUUGUGUUCCCAAGCUUCGGCGAACGAUAUUUGUCCUCUGUUCUUUUCCAGUCAAUUCGAGAAGAAUGCGAGAAUAUGCAGCCUGAGCCAUGAUACUCCCCCAUUUUCAAGGUUGUUUAUACAUAUCUUAAUUUUUGUUCUCAAAUUUCAUCUGAAUCACAUCUGUACACACCCACACGCACACAAUAUGUGCUUUCAUUAUCAUCUGCCCCGCCCCGUGUGUACCAUUGAUUAAUUGCAUCCUGGAAUUUAAGAUUAUCCUGUAAUAAGUGGUUUUACAUGUUCCUGGCAAAACAGAACUGUUUUCUAUUGAAAUCUUCCAUGUGUUUCAUUUGCUUGAAAAA